Molecule: messenger RNA, 273 nt
Organism: Ilex paraguariensis (yerba mate)
Lineage: Eukaryota; Viridiplantae; Streptophyta; Magnoliopsida; Aquifoliales; Aquifoliaceae
Source: the annotation of a GenBank genome assembly
AUGCGUGAGAGAAAGAUUUGGUUAAGGAAAGUUUUGGGUGGGACAGUGGAUUUGCAAUAUACUGUUGUUUCUGGUUGGGCAGAAAUUGCUGUAAAAUCUCCUCUUGCUGUCACUGGGACAAAGGCAGUAUUGCUAAAAAGCAGGGACCUUACCGUGGAUCAAGCUAUAGAUUAUGUUGCUACAUGGAACUCUGCCAUGCUUCUAUCUGAUGAUUUGACAGAGGUAAUAUCAGCCCAAAGCCAGAAGAGAAAACCUGUUUUUUCCAAGCUGUGA